Acanthopagrus latus (yellowfin seabream) is the source of this 5200-nucleotide messenger RNA. RefSeq names its product ArfGAP with coiled-coil, ankyrin repeat and PH domains 3b (gene acap3b). Gene Ontology annotation, molecular function: protein binding; GTPase activator activity. The transcript has 24 exons. Gene Ontology annotation, cellular component: cytoplasm. The record is from RefSeq and is a predicted model, not a curated record. The coding region runs from base 23 to 2590 and encodes 855 amino acids. Lineage: Eukaryota; Metazoa; Chordata; Actinopteri; Spariformes; Sparidae.
GACAUUCUUUCAGAGAGCGGUCAUGUUCUGUCGUCAGUUAAUAAGAACAGCGUCUCCUUGUGCAAAUGCAGAGGAAGUCUUACUCAGCGUACCUGUAAAGGUUUCACUCAGGGCUGGAAUUGAUGAUGUGGAAACGGACGUGGUGGAGAUUGAGGCGAAGCUCGACAAGCUGGUGAAGCUGUGCAGCGGGAUGAUCGAGGCCGGCCGGGCCUACGUCAGCGCCAACAAGCUCUUCGUCAACGGCAUCAAGGACCUGUCCCAGCAAUGCAAGAAAGAGGAGAUGAUAUCGGAAUGCCUUGAGAAGUGUGGGGAAAGCCUCCAGGAGAUCGUCAACUACCACAUGAUUCUGUUUGACCAGGCUCAGAGGUCCAUCAAGCAGCAGCUGCACACCUUCAUUAAAGAGGACGUGCGCAAAUUCAAGGACACCAAGAAGCAGUUUGACCGUGUGCGCGAGGACAUGGAGCUGGCCCAGGUGAAGAACGCCCAGGCGCCAAGGAACAAGGUGCACGAGGCCGAAGAGGCAACGCAGGCGCUCAUCCUCAGCCGCAAAGCCUUCAGGCACCUGGCCCUCGACUAUGUACUGCAGAUUAAUGUGCUUCAGGCCAAGAAGAAGUUUGAAAUCCUGGAUGCAAUGCUGUCCUUCAUGCGUGCCCAGUACACACUGUUCCAGCAGGGCUUUCACAUCCUGGAUGAGAUCGAUCCCUACAUGAAAAAGCUGGCUGCGCAGCUGGAUCAGCUGGUGAUCGACUCGGCCAUGGAGAAGAGGGAGCUGGAGCACAAACACGCCCUCAUCCAGCAGAGGACUCUGAUGCAGGACUUUUCUUAUGAUGACCCCAAGUUGGAAUUCAACGUGGAUGCACCCAAUGGCGUGGUCAUGGAGGGCUACCUCUUCAAGAGGGCCAGCAAUGCAUUCAAGACCUGGAACAGGCGGUGGUUUUCCAUACAGAACAGCCAGCUGGUCUACCAAAAGAAACUCAAGGACUCAUUAACGGUGGUGGUGGAGGACCUGAGGCUGUGCUCUGUCAAACCAUGUGAAGAUAAUGAGAGGAGGUUCUGCUUCGAGGUGGUUUCACCCACUAAGAGCUGUAUGCUGCAGGCUGAGUCUGAGAAGCUGCGUCAGGCUUGGAUCCAAGCUGUCCAAGCAAGCAUCGCCUCUGCUUACAAAGACAUCACCGACAAUUAUUACAUCGAACGUCUGGACCGGACGGCCUCGCCCUCCACCAGCAGCAUCGACUCUGCCAGCGAGCCCAGAGAGAGAGGGGAGAGGGCAGAGAGGGGAGUCAGGGGAGGUGGGGAGAGCCUCCUCCAGAGGGUGCAGAGCCUGCCGGGCAACGAGCUGUGCUGUGACUGCGGACAAGCAGCUCCUUGCUGGGCCUCCAUCAACCUGGGAGUGCUGCUCUGCAUCGAGUGCUCAGGGAUCCACAGGAGUUUAGGUGUCCAUUGCUCUAAAGUGCGUUCACUGACGUUAGACUCAUGGGAGCCAGAAUUACUGAAGCUGAUGUGUGAAUUGGGGAACACUGUGAUCAAUCGAAUUUAUGAGGGAGCCUGCGAGGAGCUGGGGGUGAAAAAACCCGGACCGUCCAGUUCGAGACAGGAGAAAGAGGCCUGGAUCAAGUCUAAAUAUGUGGAGAAACGCUUUCUGAAGAAGAUGAGUGGGAGCGAGGCACUGGUGGAGGGUGAAAGGAAGGCACGGCCCUGGACUGUGAAGAAGUGCCAGCGAAACAACAGCUCCGUUCGGGCCCCCAACAGGGCUCGCCGGAAAUACCAUCGCUACGAGCCGGGUAGCGCUUCACCUGCAAACCUCUCAGCAGCAGCUGCAGCAAAGUUUCGCCGGGACUCCCUGUUCUGUCCGGAUGAGCUGGAUUCACUAUUUUCCUACUUUGACACUGGCUCUGGCCCGCGCAGUCUUAGCAGCGACAGCGGCCUGGGAGGAAGUACUGACGGCAGCACGGACAUCCUGGUUUUUGGUUCAGUGGUGGACAGUGUCACAGAGGAAGAGGAGGAGUCAGAGGAGUCUUCCAGUGGCGAGGUGGAGAUUGAACAAGAAGUACCUUCAGACCCUGAAGACCCGAGGGAGCUCCAUCCGGGGGCGCUCCUCCACCGAUCUUCACGUCUACACAACCUGCCACUGAUGGCAGAGGCGUUGGCACACGGUGCCGACAUACACGCUGCAAGUGAGGAAGAGGAGGCAAAAACGCCGCUCAUUCAGGCUGUGACCGGGGGUUCUCUGAUAGCUUGUGAGUUCCUGCUGCAGAACGGCGCCGACGUGAACCAGAGGGACAUGAGAGGCAGAGGCCCGCUGCACCACGCCACUUAUCUGGGACACACUGGUCAAGUGUGUCUGUUCCUGAAGAGAGGAGCAUCUCAGACGGAGGUGGAUGAGCAGGGACAUGACCCCCUAAGUAUUGCUGUCCAGGCUGCCAAUGCAGACAUCGUCACCCUAUUGCGCCUAGCGCGGAUGAACGAGGAGAUGCGAGAAGCGGAGCCUCCCUUGGGUCAACCAGGUCAAUACCACAGCAGCAGCCCCACUGAGCAGCAGUAUAGGAAGUGCAUCCAGGAGUUCAUCUGCCUCACAAUAGAGGAAUGCUAGUGGUCACUUCUGUAUCCGGGAGCUUGUGUGCUCUCUCUCUCCCUCUCUCUCUCUCUCUCUCUCUCUGUCUUUAUACAUAUAUACAAAUAUAUAUUCCUCCUGACUGGGAAGUAAUGUUUGAUGAAGUUGCCCCUAGACGCUGAUGUUGGGUCUGUUACUUGUUAGAUCGACGCUUACGGGCAACUUCCUGGGGGUUGUCUGAGGAGAGAGGAGCGUGCCACUUGCUCAUGUAUAGGGCGGCGUUGAGACCCCUGAUGGACCUUUUUAACUCUACUGACACUCUGUUCCUUUCUGCAUCACCACUUUGUUUCUGCUUGCCAUUACGCAGCACCACCCAUGCUACGCUGGCUACAUGAUACACACAGUAAAAUGACAUCUGCUUUUGGCUAACGGGGUUAUUAUCUAACUUAGCAUAACCGGCUGUAACCUCUUGUGCGAGGGCGUGCCUAACAGCUCUUACCUCUGAAGAAUCUCGCUGCAUUUUAACCCCCCACACUUUCUUAUCUACCCAGACCAUCUGUGUGACAUCCAACUUACCCAUCUCUUCUCAAUCGGAGAUGUAAAUAUACGUAUUUAGAAGCUAUAUGGGUAAUCUUUAAACUAUGUGCUGUGGCAUGAGGUGAAAAAAAAAUGGUAUUCGUUCCUUUACUAAAAGAAAAAAAGAGUAACUUGACGAGCUGCAGUAGAGGUGGGCAGGGGUGUUUACUGUGUAUAAAGAGGAGUCAGGAAGGGAAAUUUAAUGUAAAACUGUGACAAAAAUACUGAAGGGCUCAUGGAGAAGAGGCCCUCGCCUGCUUUGUAAGAUACUUUGUGACAUGAUGAGUGCGUGAGUGAGUAAAUGAGUGCAUGUGUCAAAGAAUACUGAGAGACAGAGUUAAAUCAUAUGAUAUUAUGUAAAGGAAAAAGAAAAAAAGAAACUGUGCACUUUUCCCAUCUACAGUAUUAUAAUUUUAUUUUCAUUCAGCUAGUUUUUACAUUGUUCUCGUCUAGUUAUCGUCCAUCUAUCUAUUGUCUAUUUUAUUUAUCUCCCCAGAGGACCAGUGCAAUGCAUUCUCAGAUGCAGUUUACUUCUGCAUUUUUUGAUUAAUGAUUGUCAUUUUAAUCUGAAAGCAUCACAUGGAAUUUAUGGCAGUUAACUUCUUUCUAUUUUCUAUCACGUAAUAGCGCUCAUGAAAGUCACUUUCAUUUUCUCUUUGUAAUGGCCUUUCAUUGCUUCCGUCAGAUUAUUAGUGUUAAAUUACGUCACACGGACAGAGAUUUUACAGUGGAUGUUCUAGUGUAUCAUUUCUCAAUCAGUUGCAGUCAUUCAGUUUUAUAACUCGGAGGUUGACAACUUGCCAAGCUGUGAAGCUGAAGCCAGGACAAACAGGAGCAGCAAGUCUUGCCAUGUAGCGAGGGAGUGUAUUAAACUGGAUCUCACCCUUGAAUAAGUCCACUGUUUAGUACUGAACAACCAUGACUCAUGGCACCUCCAUUUUGUUGUAAAUACGCAUCCAUGUUACAGUACCUGUGGUGAGAUAAAGGAGCACAUUUCUUAUGAACGGUUAACACACUCGUUGGGGUCAAGGACGUUUAUAUCUUGCUUCCCUUACUGGUCAAUGCUGGCAGUGUUCUCUGCAUGCUUUGCCAGAGUUAUUUUAUGGGAGGUUCAACAUCUUUUGCAUUCUGAGCAUGAUAAAAUAUCUUUCUAUGGUUUGAUCACAUCGUGCAGUGCAGUCCUGUGGAAUAAGCAUGUACCACCAUGAUGACCCCUCUGGUGUUUCUUAUGUUUUGCACCCCUGUGCCAAUCACCCAUGCACGGACCAAAUCUGUGGUGACUUUCUCAUUCCUGUCUAUUUUUGGUUUCCAUGAAAGCUUACAAACAGUAGUUUUAUUAUAUAUUUUUUUUUAAUGUUGUGGUUUAUUUUCCUCUGCCAAAGACUUUUUAAAGGGAAAGUGUCUGACAAUGUUGUACGAUAUCAUCGUUUUUUUUUUCUUUCUUUCUUUUUAUGUUUUCUUUUACUUAAACUGUUCAGAGUAGAUACAACUAAGUCUUACAGUGACAGAGUGGUAGAAACACUGUUGGUGUACUCACAUGUUCAAAAGAGGUUACUGAAUAGUGACAGAGCUGAGAGAUUUUUGAUAUAGCAGGUGAUAUUCUGCAAUAGUUCAGUGUACUGCAAGUAGAACCAGUCUAGGGGGUGAUGUGAUGCUACUGUGACCAAACUGUUAGGGGCCUUUGCCCUAGCGGAAGUUAUUAAAUGUUGUGUCCUUUGUGUGUAUUGACAUAGGAGUGGUUAAAGGUGCUGUUCAAAGCAAACAUGCUGUAAAUAGUACACUUGUGUAUUUUAACUCGAUGCCAACUGCCUGCCUCUCAGCAUUCAAUCACGGAUCCUGACUGUCUGAUCUGUUUCAUGUUUGUCUUUUUAUUCUCUUCCAAAAAAAAACAAAAAAAAACACAACCUGUCAGGCGGAGCUGUAAUACGGCUCUGCACUACUCAGAGGUGUUCUUCUGUUCACUGACAUUUGGAUAUCUUUGGAAUACUUUCUUCCUUGUCUUUAGAAGCACUGAGGGGAAAAAAAAGAAAACAAAAUGCAUACAAUAAAACUGAGAAAAUAUUGAUGAACUAA